AUGAUAACUUUACCACAUAGCAAUAUUCUAAACACUGCUUGUGGUCUUCCAGAUCGAGGAGCAACGACUAUUAUUCUGCGUGCAAAAAAGUUUGGUUCUUAUUGCCAUUUUUCAAAAAAUUUAUGUGGUAAAGCUAUAAUCUAA
This is a messenger RNA of Funneliformis caledonium, 144 nucleotides long. The record is from the annotation of a GenBank genome assembly. Lineage: Eukaryota; Fungi; Glomeromycota; Glomeromycetes; Glomerales; Glomeraceae.